AUGCCUCCUUCAACUCUACGGCCAUCAUCGUUAUUGGCGAGUAGUCACAGUUGUACAUUCUCUCGGCCGGGCGUGCUCGAUCUAUCCAAACAGCCUGGACUGCGCCCACUACAUGCGUCCCCCAUCUUCCAGCGGCCCAGGCGACGGGACUUUUUCUCUUCUAAUGCUACCUUGGCCAGUCAUAGGGACGAGAAACCAGCAAUCAGAGCAGACGAAACUGCCGAUGCCCUACAAAGUCGCAAGCGCAAACUAGGGGGUGCUGCUGCCGCUAAGACCUCGCUACGAAGAGUCGCAGUUGAGGCACAGAGAUCAAAGGAUGCCAAUCUUGGACUGGCAAGGUCGCACCGAACCUCUGAUGCACAAACCAGUCCCCGCUUGGUUACAGCUUAUGCCGUCGCUGAAAGAUUCGAUCUCGCGAAGGUAGUCGAUAUCCUACGCUCGAAAGGCUACGAGCCUGACCCCCUUAGUACUGGCCUCUACCCUCAGGUGGUCCAUGUGCAAAUACCUAUAUCGUCUAUAUAUCGAUCCACGAAUCCAUCCGCACAAGAUCUAUCUGCUUCCGAGGUCGGUGAUGUCUUUGUCUUUCCUUCAGGGACGAUCGUCACCUGGGCUCUGCCCGAAGGUUUCACUUCCUACUUUGCAACACGGACUCUGCUGCCAGCCACCGACCAGCCGCACAAAGAACCGAUAGAGACUGAGGACCUGGACUACCUAGAAGAUGCGAGUAGGGAGCACAGUACCAUCAAAGGGGAGACUAUCAUACUAGGGACCAAAGUAGUACCACCCUCACGGUUAUUGACUGAAUCGUCAGGAGAGCAAGGAGACAACUCCAUCUAUCAGCUUCAGACCGUGGACACUGUGUUGACCAAGGUCGCUUUCAGUUCGGGCUUUGCCAGGUCUACAAAACUUGCUGUCCUUGAAACCAAUCUCUCGACCUACCUUGCCUCAACUUCGCAGAUACCCCAGCUGUUGUCGUCUGGCCGUCGCUUACCCUUCGCCAUUAGCCGUCGUUUCAUCUUGCGUAAGACUGGCGAGCUUUUGUUGCUACGUGCACAGCUGAACUUGUAUUCUGAAUUGACUGAUUCUUUGCCUGAUCUGUUCUGGGAUAGCAGGCAUGAACUGAACCUAGAAAAUUACUACGACCAAGUCGGCAAAGCUCUCGACGUCGGAAUCAGAAUCAAAAUUCUCAACGAGAAGAUGGAUUAUGCUGGAGAAAUCGCUACCGUUCUCAGAGAGCGCCUCUCCGAAAAGCACGGCCUUUUCCUGGAAUGGACAAUCAUCGUCCUCAUCGCGAUAGAGGUUGGAUUCGAGGUAUUGCGAUUGUGGAAGGAAGGCUUUUGGUCUGAAGUGUUUAUUAAGCAAUGA
Molecule: messenger RNA, 1365 nt
Organism: Lithohypha guttulata
Lineage: Eukaryota; Fungi; Ascomycota; Eurotiomycetes; Chaetothyriales; Trichomeriaceae
Exons: 1
Coding region: 1-1365 (454 amino acids)
Biological process (GO): positive regulation of mitochondrial translation
Source: RefSeq, a predicted model, not a curated record